Mucor velutinosus is the source of this 597-nucleotide messenger RNA. It is a transcript of the gene MCM3, whose product is annotated as MCM DNA helicase complex subunit. The record is from RefSeq and is a predicted model, not a curated record. The transcript has 3 exons. Bases 1 to 597 code for a protein of 198 amino acids. NCBI's taxonomy places the organism in Eukaryota, Fungi, Mucoromycota, Mucoromycetes, Mucorales, Mucoraceae.
AUGGGCAAGAGUGAGAAGAAGGACAAAAAGUCGGAAAAGAUUAUUGACAAGAAGGAAAAGAAGGAGAAAAAGGAAAAGAAAGAAAAGCUGGACAAGCAAAGCAAAAAAUCAAAAAAAGAACGCAAAGACAAAGACAAGUCUAGCAAAAAAGACAAGAAAGAGCGCAAAGAUAAAGACAAAUCUAGCAAAAAAGACAAGAAACGAAAGCACUCAGAGAGCGACAGUGAAGAAGAAUUUGUUAUUCACAAGAAAAAUAAGAUUGCAGAUCCAGUUGUUGAAUCAAAGCCUCAAGCAGCCACUGAAGCUUCUACAGGCUGGAACGAUUGGAAUAAAGCUUCUUUUGAUGGUGAUGAUGCCAAAAAGAGCAAAUUCUUGCGAUUAUUAGGCGCAAAGAAGAGCACACCAGCAACAGGCACCCAAGCAUUUGUACCUGCUUCUGGCAAAAAGUCUGGUGGUCUUUACGGUGGACUCAAGAGUGCAAUUGACGAAGAUGAAAAGCAACGCAUUUCCAACGAUUUGGAGAAGCAGUUUGAUCAUGGUUUACAGUUCAGAAAGCAAAUGCAAAUGGGCCGUCGUGGUGGAUUAGGCUUCAAUUAG